Molecule: messenger RNA, 697 nt
Organism: Elgaria multicarinata webbii
Lineage: Eukaryota; Metazoa; Chordata; Lepidosauria; Squamata; Anguidae
Product: phosphatidylethanolamine-binding protein 1-like
Exons: 4
Coding region: 80-655 (191 amino acids)
Biological process (GO): negative regulation of MAPK cascade
Source: RefSeq, a predicted model, not a curated record
CGCUCGUGGCCGCGGCGAAAGUCCCCGCAAAGAUUUCUCCCUCUCGGCGCGCGCUUUUGCUGCGGCCUCCGCCCCGAGGAUGCCGCUGGAACUGAGCGCCUGGGACGGGCUCCUGCGCCUCGGCGAGGCGGACGAGAAGCCGGCGCAGCUCCUGCGGGUGCGGUAUGGGGCUGUGGAGCUCGAGGAGCUGGGCCAAGUGCUGACUCCCACCCAGGUCCAGAACUGUCCAACUUCCAUUGAAUGGAAUGGCUGCGACCCAGAGAAACUCUACACUUUGAUUCUUACUGACCUUGAUGUUCCCAGCAGGGCAGACCCAAAGCUCAGAGAGUGGCACCAUUUCCUAGUGACCAACAUGAAAGGCAACGACAUCAGCAGCGGAUGCAUCCUGUCGGAUUAUGUUGGAUCGGCACCCGCCAAAGGAACAGGAUCUCACCGCUACGUAUGGCUGCUCUAUGAGCAGCCACAGGAACUGACCUGCGAUGAACCUAUCCUGAACAACCUCACCGCUGCCAAGCGCGAGAAUUUCCGAUCCUCUUCUUUCCGCAAGAAGUACAAUCUGGGCGCCCCUGCGGCAGGGGUCUGCUAUCAGGCCAAGUGGGACAGCCACGUCCCAAAGAUUUAUGAGCAACUGAAUGUAAAAGAGCCUGAUGUGUAAAUCACACUGCAACUGAAUAAAGACAAUUAAACAAACGGAGAA